AUGGUACCUCCCUACCUUCCGGCCAACUACGGCAUGUGUUGGCUGCGCAAGUCUGAAGCGCUGGCAGGACCGGUGGGACGUCGCCAAUCAGCAGUAAUCGGCCUCACAAACCCGCUGCGUGCCAAUCUGAACGUGAACCCAGUCUUUUCGGAGAUUUGGCACAUUCCGAAAGAGGGCUGGACCCGAGCUAAGCGCACCUCGGGACGUCCAAAGGCACCAAAGAGCGGUAAUGACGCAACUAUGGUUUUCCUGCAUUUUGCAGGCCUUGGAAAGGUGAAGCGUGAUUUGAUGGAGUGGUUCGCCUUGGCCUACUAUGGGCUGCUUCCACGCGUCCCCGACGGAAACAUCAGCCGCGCUGCUCUGUGCAGGUCUUCCGAAACCCCCGGCUCGAGAGAAGCCCUGUCUGCCGCUGCAGCAACAGCUGGCGCCCCGUGCUUCGCGCCUUGCGGGCCUCCACGACCAAUGCCUCGGGCGCUGGCCGGGGACCCGGCUGCAGCUGGCGCCGCGGUCACAGUUGCGCAGCAGGACGAGCUGGCCAUGGUCCGCAAGAACUAUCAAGCUUCGGAGGCGCAAAUUCCGGCCUUGAAGCAUCGCGAGCUGAUGUGCAGCAUGCUGAACUGCCCUGAUGUCAAGUGGAACUGGGAGGACCGUGCAGGCCUCUUCUUGACAGACCCAGCACUUCAGCAACUUCGAGAUGGCCAUCGUGAUGCUGCGCAAGCAGCAAAGCAGUGGGCAACGGCAGGCUUGCAGAAUGAGCUUGCAUUCUGGUUUUGGUGGUUGGAGAUCAACAAGGAAGGCCAGUGGGUCGCCAGCUCGAUCUCCGAGGAUUGGACAUACGAUGACUUCUGUGCCAUCGCACCACGCCCGACCGCCCGCCUGCUCAACGCAGGAAGUGGACCUGUGGCUCCAAAGGAUAUUCAUUGUGAGGGUGGGACGAUCGAAGUAAUCUCAGCAGACGGCUUGGCCGAUCUGUAUGAGCGCAUGUUCCUGAUGCUGGGCCUGUCACCUCCGAAAAAGCUAACGCAAUGUCCUCUGGAGGCGCUUAGCACAUGCUUCCCGGACCAUCAUUUUGAUUUGGUACAUGUUCGCAACGCCCUGGACCAUUCAUUGCAGCCAACGCGUGCCAUACGAGAGAUGCUCAAGGUGACACGACCUGGCGGCCGCGUUCUGCUUCGCCAUGCUAGGGACGAGGCUGCCCACAUGAACUUCACCGGCAUGCAUCAGUGGUCUUUUGAAGUGAACGACACACAGAUGCCUCAUCGGGCACAGCUGCUGUUUGGGAGGAAGAGACACCACGUAGAUUUGCAUACAGAGUUUCGGAAGGAUGCAUCUGUGUCCUCCUCCAUCGUGUCUUUGUCCUCCCCCGGCGCAACUUUAGACCGCAGAGCUUACAUCUUUGUAGAGCUCAGCAAGCCUACGUGA
Molecule: messenger RNA, 1422 nt
Organism: Symbiodinium pilosum
Lineage: Eukaryota; Dinophyceae; Suessiales; Symbiodiniaceae
Source: the annotation of a GenBank genome assembly